ACCCGGUUCCACGCGGUGCUUUAGUGGCUAAAAGUGAAAGAGCUGCCUUGGCAGAAUUCAGCUCUAUGAAUCACUUCGGAAAAUUGGUUCGACUGAAUGGCCUUAGGAGGAAAAACGUUUUAAUAGGAUCCAGGGGAGGUUCUGCUGUUUCAAUCUGCGCCUUAAACAGGUGGAGAUUGGACCUUCUCAAUUAUACAAACAUGACUUCAUGUGAUGUCAGCUGAAUGUAAAAGACAGUGAUCUCACGCGGAGGGGAAGAUGUUUGCCAUCAAAAUGUGACAGAGGAGACACGCUGCAUGGCUCGGAACGCAUCUCCUUGGCGGUGGGGGAAAGAGACUUAGAGGAGAGAGGCUGCCCCCUGGCCCAGUCCGGCACGGCUCGGCUACGCGCACCAUGGCAAGCUCGGCUUCCUUGGAGACCAUGGUGCCCCCGGCCUGCCCACGCUCUGGAGCGUCGCCGGCCACUUCCAAGACGCUGGCCUUCUCUAUCGAGCGCAUCAUGGCUAAGACGUCGGAACCCCGUGCGCCCUUUGAGCCCCGGCCGGGGGCGCUGGAAGCAGACGGUGGCCAGGGCAAGAAAUUGCUCAACCUCUGCUCGCCGCUGCCCUGUAUGAUCCCCCUCCAGCCCCUAGGCUACGAGGUGCCGUCCAAGACGCUGCUCAGUUACUCCGAGCUCUGGAAAAGCAGCCUCCGGGCGGGCAGCGGCGGUGGCGGUGGUGGUGGAGGAGGAGGAGGCGGUGGCGGCGGGGGGGGCCCAGUGUGCGGCGCCAGCGGCUUGUGCAAAACCAACUGUGGCGUGUGCUGCAAGGCCGAGCUGGGCCUGGCGCCGUCUGCGCUGCCCGCGGGCAGGGUCAUCAAGCCGCAGGUCAUCAACCAGGCAGUGGGGCUUCCGGCCAGUGGCUCGCUCUACUACUUCAACUACCUGGACUCUGCUGCGUACCAGCCAUCUGAGCUCCUCUUCCCGUCUGGCCUCCUCAAUGCACAGGCCCCCGCCGCCCUGGCUGCCCACCCCAAGCUCUUUUUGCUGGAGAACGCCAAGUUAGCCGGCCUGGCCGCGGACAAGUUCCCCCAUCCGGCCCCCUAUGCCCAUAAGGAGCGCUUGCCCGCGCCGCUAGAGCAGGUGCUGAAGGAGAACUCAGCCCUGACCGCUGAGCGCAGUGGCGUCAAGGGCCACAGCAAGCUGCCCGGGGGCUCUGCGGACGGCAAGCCCAAAAACUUCACCUGCGAGGUGUGCGGCAAGGUAUUUAACGCUCACUAUAACCUCACCCGCCACAUGCCGGUCCACACCGGAGCCAGACCGUUCGUGUGCAAAGUCUGCGGCAAAGGCUUUCGCCAGGCCAGCACGCUCUGCAGACACAAAAUUAUCCACACCCAGGAAAAGCCGCAUAAAUGCAACCAGUGCGGUAAAGCCUUCAACCGCAGCUCCACGCUCAACACGCACAUCCGCAUCCACGCGGGCUACAAGCCCUUCGUCUGCGAAUUUUGUGGCAAAGGCUUUCACCAAAAAGGGAACUACAAGAACCAUAAACUGACUCACAGCGGCGAGAAGCAGUACAAAUGCACCAUCUGCAACAAGGCCUUCCACCAGGUCUACAACCUGACCUUCCACAUGCACACCCACAACGACAAGAAGCCUUUCACGUGCGCCACUUGCGGCAAAGGGUUUUGCAGAAACUUUGACUUAAAGAAACACGUGCGCAAACUCCACGACAGCGUGGGCCCCGCUGCCCCCUCCACAAAGGACCUGACUCGGACAGUGCAGAGCUGAGAGCUACUGCCUCGCCCUCCCUUCCAGCCCCAUCCAACCCCCAAACAGAUCACACGUAUAAACUUAUUUCUAAAAUUAAAAGAAAGGAAAAAAAAAAGCUAUAGCAGAGAGGCUAAAAUCUAUUUAUCGAAACCAGCAUAUUUUUGGAAAGCUAAACGUUUCCUCGAUGACUGGCACCAAUCGCCCGGCUCCCACCUUUGUAUAUUUGGGAAACUUAUUUAAACCCAGUGCGCAGAAACGUAUUUAAUUCCAGGCCUGCCUUGGCUUCUCCUCAGGCUUCGGGUUUUAACCCCAGCCUAUCACGUGAACGUCCCGGAAGAGCGCGGCGCCCCCAGCCAUCUUUAUACAGCCAUGUAAAUCCUCCUGUACAAGCGAACACGGAAUAUAUACAUAUAUAACUCAAUAAACAGAA
Messenger RNA from Phacochoerus africanus (Common warthog), 2179 nucleotides. RefSeq names its product FEZ family zinc finger 2 (gene FEZF2). The coding region runs from base 394 to 1767 and encodes 457 amino acids. The transcript is spliced from 6 exons. The record is from RefSeq and is a predicted model, not a curated record. Lineage: Eukaryota; Metazoa; Chordata; Mammalia; Artiodactyla; Suidae. Gene Ontology annotation, cellular component: nucleus.